AUGGCGCAAUACACUCAGGUAGAGCUUCUCACUCUCAACGGCUCGGAAUUCCGUCGUGUUUCCACCGCGCCACCUCGGCCGCCUACUGAAGAUGAGAUCCCAGUAAUUGACCUCGGCGCAAUUGAUGACGAUCUGGAAGCUAGAGAGCGCAUCGCAUCGCAGGUAAAAGCCGCAGCCGAAAACACAGGGUUUUUUUAUAUCAAGAACCAUGGCAUCCCAGAAGAGCUCAUCGAAAGAGCCCUAGCAAGUGCGAAAGCAUUCUUCAGCCAGACAGACGACGAAAAAGACCGGGUCUCCCAUAAGAGAUUCCAACAUUUCAAUGGGUACCACGGUGUGGGAAAUCGCAAAGAAACCUUUUCCCUACGCUACAACCCUAUCAACGACCCUACAAUCGCCGACCCCACCCCCCUCCUCACGAACGCGAACUACGCAUACAGCGACGACUCCUGCCUGUGGGAGGGAACGUCUCACAUCGCAGACUUCAAAGAAACAACCAUUCAAUUCUGGCAAACACGCCUUACACUAGCCCGUAAGAUGAUCCGCAUCUUCGCUCUAGCCCUAGGCAUGCCAGAAAAUUAUUUCGACGAAGUAACCACAAACCCCGGCGCAGACGGUCUCUACGUUCACUACCCCGGCUCCGCAGAGCCUGUCCCCUCGGAUGCAGAAACGGACGUCGGAAUUGGCUCGCACACCGAUAUCCAAUGCGUCACGCUUCUCUGGCAGGAUAUGUCGGGUGGUCUGCAGGUGCUAUCUGCCAGCGAUGAAUGGCUCGAUGCCAAGCCCAUCCCCGGCACGCUAGUGGUUAAUAUUGGGGAUUUUUUGCAAAGGCUUUCUAACAAUCGGUUUAAGUCUACUGUGCAUCGGGUUUAUAAUCGGCAGACCAAGUCGCGGUACUCGAUGCCGUUUUUCUUGGGCUUUAAUCCUGAUUCGGUCUGUCGGGUCGUGCCUAGUUGUGUUGAUGAUCAACACCCGGCUUUGUAUGAGCCUGUAUCUUGUGGGAAGUGGCACCGAGAUCGACUUGCACUUUCCCAGGGGAGGACAAUAGCUGCGUGA
This is a messenger RNA of Penicillium longicatenatum, 1053 nucleotides long. RefSeq names its product isopenicillin N synthase family dioxygenase. NCBI's taxonomy places the organism in Eukaryota, Fungi, Ascomycota, Eurotiomycetes, Eurotiales, Aspergillaceae. The coding region runs from base 1 to 1053 and encodes 350 amino acids. Gene Ontology annotation, molecular function: dioxygenase activity. The record is from RefSeq and is a predicted model, not a curated record. The transcript has 3 exons.